AUGCAGUACCUUGCUAGUCCUUCUUCCACUUCCAAAGACUGUACUGUCGAUGGCGCACCUCGUGAGGUCGCGCCGUUCCUCAAGAGCUUGCGCCGCAUGCUCCAGGAGGAAAGUGCUGCCGUCUUGCGUUGGACGGCCGACGGCAGGGCGUUUGAGAUCCACGACAUGCACGCGAUGAUGGCGCACGUGCUGCCGAAAUACUUUAAACACUGCAAGUACACGAGCUUCCAGCGCCAGCUCAACUACUUCAGCUUCCGCAAAUGGACCAAGUCCAAGGCCAUUGUCUGCACGUUUUCGAACGACUUUUUCCUGCGCGAUCAGCCGGAACUUGCCUGGCAGAUCACACGGAAAAAGUCGCUGAGCCCGCAGUCGCUCAGCAAGUACCGCUCGUCUGCAGCGAGAGCGUCCGUCCUGCCGUAUUGGAAGAAAGAGUGCUGCUCUUCAGUCCUGUCGUCGACGCCGCACCCGGUCUCGGACACCCCGUACGUGCUGGUACCAGAUGACGCUAGAUGUCGCCUCCCCUUCUCGUCCUCACUGGACACCAGCUUGACAGUGAAGCAGCACGAUGUCCGCCAGGCGCAGCAGAGCCGACGUUACAAUGGCUUCAACUUCAUGGCACCUGCUGUUACUUGCCCUGCAGCGAGGAGCUACGACUCGACGGCAACUGACAGUGCUGAGCAAAACGAACCGCUCGACUGGAUCGACUGCUUGUUGCCGCCGACGAACGACCCGUACAUGUGCCUGUACCCACUGCAAGCUGCGACUGCCUCGCCGUACACGAUGACCCCUAUGAACAUUCGCAAGAGCUUUGAGUUCAUGCCGCCUAGUCUCUAA
Messenger RNA from Peronospora matthiolae, 834 nucleotides. Lineage: Eukaryota; Oomycota; Peronosporomycetes; Peronosporales; Peronosporaceae. The record is from the annotation of a GenBank genome assembly.